AUGUACAACCUCACUUGCACAGAUGGUUACCAUGUCGGUGGCCAGGGCGAUGUCUAUGUACUUGAUCUUCACCGUCUCAACUCUGGCCUAGCCGCCAUAUCCUCGGAUCAGAAGCUCACCCUCUUCCAUCCCGCGCGAUUGGGCCAGGGUCCGAUCAAGUCAUUUCCGACGAGCCAUGGCAAUCUAACAUGCUUGAAGACAUAUGAUGCAUCGGAAUCUAUCGUCUGUACUGCAGGUGAAAACGGCGAGGUUUCCGUUUGGGAUUUAAGGGAGAACUCAAAACCACAAGUCGCACAUUUUGGAGCAAGCCAAGCUCCCAUUCUCUCCCUGGCAUGUGACGCAAGAAGCAACACAAUAGCAGUCGGAACGGAACUACAGAACCACACUGCUUCCGUAUUACUUUGGGACAUCAGAGCCGGUCCUACACAAAGACUCCAGUACGACGAAGUUCAUAGCGAUGACGUGACAGAGCUUCGCUUCCACCCUUCCCAAGCGCACGUUCUCCUCUCUGGAUCUACCGACGGCAUUGUCAAUAUCUACGACACGCGCAUCUCAGACGAGGAUGAAGUCGUAAUUCAGGCCCUCAACCAGGGCUCUGUUCACCACGCCUCUUUCCUUAGCGACACCGAGGUCUAUGUACUGACGCAUGACGAGAAGUUUGCCGUCUACAGCGUUGCAGAUGAUUGCCAAACCGGAGCUGCUCUUGUCGACUUUGGCGACGCCAGAGAGACGCUUGGCUGCCAGUACAUUGCCAACGUUACGACAAAGGUCGAUGGCAGCGGUGCUAUUGUCGGUGUUGGUUCGCAAGAGCGCCAGGUCUUCGAACUGGUGCAUCUGUCGCGAACGAAUGAGGGCAGCUGGGGAUUCGAUAGAGCGAACAGCGUCGGUCUGCCUGGAGGCCACGGUGAGGAGAUCAUCCGCUCGUUUUGCUUCUAUGACGACGAGCAGGUCGUCUUCACUGCUGGCGAAGACGGAAACAUCAAGGCCUGGAGACCCAACUGA
Molecule: messenger RNA, 1002 nt
Organism: Colletotrichum truncatum
Lineage: Eukaryota; Fungi; Ascomycota; Sordariomycetes; Glomerellales; Glomerellaceae
Product: WD domain-containing protein
Molecular function (GO): protein binding
Source: RefSeq, a predicted model, not a curated record